Lathyrus oleraceus (garden pea) is the source of this 3999-nucleotide messenger RNA. RefSeq names its product serine/threonine-protein phosphatase BSL3. Gene Ontology annotation, molecular function: phosphoprotein phosphatase activity; protein binding. The record is from RefSeq and is a predicted model, not a curated record. Lineage: Eukaryota; Viridiplantae; Streptophyta; Magnoliopsida; Fabales; Fabaceae. The coding region runs from base 451 to 3465 and encodes 1004 amino acids. The transcript has 21 exons. Gene Ontology annotation, biological process: brassinosteroid mediated signaling pathway.
GACAUGACCGAGAAAGUGAUUGCAUUUUUUUAGAGAUUUAUUUAUUCUUAUAGAUUAUGUGUUUAUUUAUUUUUUGACUGGAAUUUUUUAUUUUAUUUUUUCGCUUUGGAGUUGUGGCUUUGUGAUUGUCUUCGUUUUCGUUUCUUUUUUAUUUUCAGUUCUUUUCAGGUUUCAAUUUUAAACACCAGAGAAAGAAAAAAACCUAAUAACUAUUUUCUCUCCCCUAUAUACUUGUUGAAAAAUUCGCGAGUAUUUGAUUUUCGUUUUCUCCAAAUUGAAGAAUCAACGAUCUUAGCUAAGAUUUUUUCAAUUGCGUCGCGAACAUUUGAAUUCGUUCGUUGCGCGUGUUAUCGAGAAAAUCGAUUUUUAAUUCAGCGAAUUCGUAAUGCGAUUAUGCGCCAAUUCUAGCUUCGAUCUUAACGAAAUUGCUUGAAACUUAGGGUUGAAGGAAUGGAUGUUGAUUCCUCGAUGGUUCAAGCGGCCGAUCACGAUCCUGUUUUGCAGAAGCAGACUACUUCUGCUCCGGCGCCGGUAGUAGUGAAAGAAGAGCAGCUUCCGGAGCCGCCGUCGUCUGGCGGCGGAUCUCCGGCGGAGGUGCAACAGCAGCAGCAGCAGCAAGGGUCUAAUGAUGUGCAGCAGAGUCCAGCGGUUGGGCCAAGGCUAGCGCCGAAUUACACUGUGGUGGAUGCAAUUCUAGAGAAGAAGGAGGAUGGACCAGGGCCGAGGUGUGGACACACGUUGACGGCAGUGGCAGCUGUUGGAGAGGAGGGGACGCCUGGGUAUAUUGGUCCGAGGCUGAUUUUGUUCGGCGGUGCUACUGCCCUUGAAGGAAAUUCUGCGGCUUCAGGGACUCCCUCGUCAGCUGGAAAUGCUGGAAUACGUUUAGCUGGUGCUACAGCUGAUGUCCACUGUUAUGAUGUCUUGACUAAUAAAUGGUCUAGGCUAACUCCCUUUGGAGAACCUCCAACGCCAAGGGCUGCCCAUGUGGCAACUGCCGUGGGAACCAUGGUGGUAAUUCAGGGUGGCAUUGGUCCUGCUGGUUUGUCGGCAGAAGACCUUCAUGUUCUUGAUCUCACUCAGCAAUGGCCCCGAUGGCAUAGAGUGUCUGUUCAAGGCCCUGGACCUGGAUCUCGUUAUGGACAUGUAAUGGCUUUGGUGGGCCAGAGGUAUCUUAUGGCAAUUGGAGGCAAUGAUGGAAAGAGACCUUUGGCUGAUGUAUGGGCCUUGGACACAGCUGCCAAGCCAUAUGAAUGGCGGAAGUUAGAGCCUGAAGGAGAGGGCCCACCUCCAUGCAUGUAUGCAACUGCAAGUGCGCGCUCUGAUGGGCUUCUUCUGCUUUGUGGAGGAAGGGAUGCCAAUAGUGUUCCCUUGGCUAGUGCAUAUGGACUUGCUAAGCAUAGAGAUGGUCGUUGGGAAUGGGCAAUUGCUCCUGGUGUCUCACCAUCUCCAAGAUAUCAGCAUGCAGCGGUAUUUGUUAAUGCAAGGCUGCAUGUGUCUGGUGGGGCUCUAGGUGGAGGACGGAUGGUUGAAGAUUCGUCAAGUGUUGCAGUUUUGGACACUGCUGCUGGUGUUUGGUGUGAUACAAAAUCUGUUGUUACCACUCCAAGAACUGGUAGAUACAGUGCUGAUGCAGCUGGUGGAGACGCAGCAGUUGAGUUGACUCGACGUUGUAGGCAUGCAGCUGCUGCUGUUGGUGACCUGAUUUUUAUUUACGGUGGUUUAAGAGGGGGAGUCUUGCUAGAUGACCUACUUGUUGCCGAAGAUCUGGCUGCUGCUGAAACAACAUCUGCUGCUUCACAUGCUGCUGCUGCAGCAGCUUCAUCUAAUGUACAAACAGGACGCUUGCCUGGACGAUAUGGAUUUGAUGAUAGGCCCAGGCAAACAAUGACUGAAGUGGCUGCUGAUGGUUCUGUUGUAUUGGGAAAUCCAGUUGCACCCCCAAUGAAUGGUGACAUUUAUACUGACAUCAGCACUGAAAAUGCUAUACUUCAGGGAUCUCGAACUGCCAAAGGAGUUGAGUAUCUGGUUGAAGCAUCUGCUGCAGAAGCCGAAGCUAUUAGUGCUGCACUGGCUGCUGCCAAGGCACGGCAAGAAAAUGGAGAAGUGGAAUUACCUGACAGAGACCGUGGGGCUGAGGCUACCCCAAGUGGGAAACACACAUCUUCCCUGAUUAAGCCUGAUUCUGUAGGGUCAAAUAACAAUGUUUCUGGUGGAGUUCGGCUGCAUCAUAGAGCUGUAGUUGUUGCUGCAGAGACUGGUGGAGCAUUAGGUGGCAUGGUUAGACAGCUUUCAAUUGAUCAAUUUGAAAAUGAAGGCAGACGGGUCAGUUAUGGCACUCCAGAAAAUGCAACUGCUGCUAGAAAGUUAUUAGAUCGGCAGAUGUCCAUCAAUAGUGUGCCAAAAAAGGUCAUAGCACACCUUUUAAAGCCUCGUGGAUGGAAACCACCAGUGCGCCGGCAAUUUUUCUUAGAUUGUAAUGAAAUUGCUGAUCUUUGUGAUAGUGCUGAGCGGAUAUUUUCAAGUGAACCAAGUGUCUUACAACUAAGUGCACCAAUUAAAAUAUUUGGUGAUUUACAUGGGCAGUUUGGGGAUCUCAUGCGCCUUUUUGACGAGUAUGGUGCACCAUCGACUGCUGGUGACAUUGCAUAUAUCGAUUAUCUAUUCCUAGGAGAUUAUGUCGACCGAGGACAGCACAGCUUGGAAACUAUAACCCUUCUUCUUGCCCUGAAGGUUGAAUAUCCCAACAAUGUACAUUUAAUACGUGGAAACCAUGAAGCUGCAGAUAUUAAUGCCCUUUUUGGUUUUCGAAUUGAAUGCAUCGAGAGGAUGGGCGAGAGAGAUGGAAUUUGGACGUGGCAUCGGAUUAACAGGCUAUUUAAUUGGCUUCCUUUAGCUGCUUUAAUUGAGAAGAAGAUUAUUUGCAUGCAUGGAGGUAUUGGUCGUUCAAUAAAUCAUGUAGAACAAAUUGAGAAUAUUCAGCGACCAAUUCCAAUGGAAGCAGGGUCAAUUGUGCUUAUGGAUCUGUUAUGGUCUGAUCCUACAGAGAAUGACAGUGUGGAAGGACUGCGGCCAAAUGCUAGAGGUCCUGGACUAGUUACUUUUGGGCCUGAUCGAGUCAUGGAAUUUUGCAACAACAAUGAUCUUCAGCUAAUUGUCCGUGCACAUGAAUGCGUGAUGGAUGGGUUUGAGCGUUUUGCCCAGGGACAUCUGAUCACACUUUUCUCUGCUACAAAUUAUUGUGGUACUGCAAAUAAUGCAGGAGCAAUAUUAGUUUUGGGUAGAGACCUUGUUGUGGUUCCUAAACUGAUUCAUCCAUUACCGCCCGCAAUAUCUUCACCAGAAACAUCACCAGAACGGCAUAUUGAAGAUACAUGGAUGCAGGAGUUGAAUGCCAACAGACCACCAACACCAACUAGAGGCCGUCCCCCAGUUACCAAUGACCGAGGUUCACUCGCUUGGAUAUAGUGAUUACCACUGAGAAUGUCCCUAAUAUUCACACUUAACUGGCUCGUGCUAUCGCUUUGUCUGUGUUCUGUAUAUAGCAUGAUGCCAUUACAGGAGUCUCCGAACCUGUGAUCUUAAUUCCUGCAGAAAGCUUGCUUUCUUACUUCUGGUUCUCACCCCUCCAUCAGCAGGCCUUGAUAAAGAAAGAUACAAGUUCUAUAUGCAAAGUUGGUUGCCAGUGCUAGGUUUACUUUCUCAAAGGUAGAAGUUGCGGUUCGGGUCCACCCACCCUUUGUAAAUUGAGCAUAGGUUAUGAAGUCAAGGUUGUGUUCUGUAUCAUGAAUUGUCAGUGCUGACUAUUUUUCUCAUUCUUAUACAUUAUUCACUUUUCGCCCUUAGGCUAUUAUUAUUGUUGGGCUUUUUUAUUAAUUAAGAGGAUGAGGGUUUUUACCUAUAAUGGUGAUGAGAUAAAUAUAGGUCCUUGUAUCAUAGUUGAUGUGUAAUUUUCAUCUUUGUACAAUUAAUUUUUGUGUGAAUCGAAGUUUUCUGGUAUAA